Messenger RNA from Spodoptera exigua (beet armyworm), 3471 nucleotides. Lineage: Eukaryota; Metazoa; Arthropoda; Insecta; Lepidoptera; Noctuidae. The record is from the annotation of a GenBank genome assembly.
CAAUUACUAUUUAUGUCCGCCAUUCAUUCUUUUGAGUUGCUUUUUCGUUUUACGAUUCCCGAGAGCACGAUUUGUCAAUUGUCAUCGAGAUCUACGCAACACCAUCGCGUAAUUAAUUAACCUACGUAAAAGCAGUUAAAACAAUAAACUCCACGCGUUUAGGCAUCACAGCCACCAGUGUAGUGUAUCAGCCAUCUGACGUGAUCUUACCGUGAGAUUGUAUCUACCAGUGAUGCUUUUGCCUGCCUUUUACGUUAUCGGUUGCGACGUGAGUUCGAGUGCCUGAUGGUGUGGAAACUAUGUGCGAUUAACUUUACAGUAAAACAGGACUCAGUAUGGGGGCGUUUUUGAAUAAGCCCGAGACUAAGAAAUACAACGAGAGCGGGGAAGGGAAUGGUCUUCGCUAUGGCGUGGCGUCGAUGCAGGGUUGGCGCGUUGAGAUGGAGGAUGCGCAUCACGCGCAGCUGACUCUGAAUGGUACUCUAUCGGACUGGUCUUAUUUCGCGGUGUUUGACGGACAUGCAGGGGCACGGGUGUCUGCGCAUUGCGCGGACAAUCUCCUCGAAUGUAUCCUUCAGACGGACGAGUUCCGGCGUGAGGAUAUAGCCGAGGCGAUCCGCGCAGGCUUCCUGGACUUGGACAAGAAGAUGCGAGAGCUGCCGGAGCUUUCCAACGGCGAGGAGAAGUCUGGUUCGACGGCCGUGUGUGCGUUUGUGUCCCCCAAGCAGAUAUACAUAGCGAACUGCGGCGACUCCCGCGCAGUGCUCGCUCGCAACGGUGUGCCGAUCUUCGCGACACGAGACCACAAGCCGGAGUUACCGUCGGAGAAGUCGCGUAUUGUUCAAGCUGGUGGUUCAGUCAUGAUUCAGCGCGUCAAUGGAAGCUUGGCUGUGUCUAGGGCACUAGGCGACUAUGAGUACAAGAAGGUGAUGAACCGUGGCCCAUGUGAGCAGCUUGUGUCUCCUGAGCCGGAGGUAUCUGUUCAUGAGCGAAAUGAGGUUGAGGAUGAGUUCUUGGUGCUGGCCUGCGAUGGUGUGUGGGAUGUGAUGAGCAACGAGGCACUGUGUGCAUACAUACACUCACUGCUUCAGCUGACAGAUGACCUUGUGGCUGUGACCAACCAGGUCAUUGACACUUGCCUGUAUAAGGGCAGCAAAGACAACAUGAGCAUUGUGCUGGUGGUGUUCCCCUCAGCGCCGAAGCCGAACCCCGAGGCCCAGCGUGCUGACCGAGAGCUCGACGAGACACUCCGACAGAGGCUCACAGCUUUGAUAGAGCGCAGCGCCGGUAAUGAGGAGCGCGAGGACUCUGCAAGUCACUUCUCCUGGGUGCUGAAGCAGCUCGUGCAGGAGAACAUACCGGGCUUGCCGCCAGGUGGCGGGCUUGCUGCUAAGCAAUCACUGCUGGACAAAAUAUACAGGGAGUUCUAUCCGGACCACAUCGACAGCUCGGAGACGUUCGACAGUCAGACGGAAUUGGCCGACGCGUUCAGCCCUAACUAACGCAUAACAUUACGUUCUACUAACACACGGGACGAGCUCGCACACAGCGCGCUAUGCCACAACGCGACACCAGCGACAUCUGCGUCGCCUUCAAAUUAAUAUUGUUUCAUUAGUUUGGUAAGUAACUUUAGGAAACUUUGUUUUGUACUAGUGACACUCACUAAAUUAAUUGUAAUUUCAACAUAUCAAACCAAAGCUUAUUUUCAAAUAUAAGGAUCAGGGAAGAUGUAGAAUACGGUUUUAUUUCCGCUUUCCCAUCGUCAAAGAGUGUACUCGCCAAGUGUGCGGUUUCGUCCCAAAAUUAGCUGAAUACAUCAUACUAGAAUAAAUUAAAUGGAAUUCUAGUUACAUUACUUUAGAAUUUUGAACGUUGGUAACAUUUCAUUUUGUACAUAACUGUCUCGAAUGUUGGGUAAUGUAGUUGGAAUUUUGUUUGAUUCAGUCAAUACUUGGUGCUUCGACUGUGUUGACGCGUCUGUUCAAUUGUACCUGGGAGACUCCUAUUAUAGUAGUUUGUAACUUUAUUUCUUGUAUUGACUAUAGCACGCAGGUGACGUGUUCAGAGAAAAGCAAUUAAGUCCUGUCUCUGGUCUUAUAAAAUUCCUCGUAUCUUUAUAAAGCGACAUCUCCAUAAAAUGUAAGUGAACUGACAACUGAACAGAGCCGAAGCAUGUUGGAAUCCUAAAAUGCAUAUUAUACUAUGUAAUACUCUUUAGGCUGUGGUACGGCCUUCAGAAUAAAUGUUUAUUAUAAUAAAACCUUCUUCGUUUCGCCUCACCACAGCCCCUCACUUGUAUCACACGGCACAAAAUUCAUUAUCUCCAGCCAUGUUAUACUGUAACCCUGCCGGAUUGAAAAUACCCAUCUUAACGGAACUUUCAUUUGUAUAGCAAACAUUUAUUUUUGUCGCGUUACAAUUUUAUUUUGUGUAGCUUAGAUUAUUUGUUUCGUGUUUACAUUGGCCAUUCGUGAAUGUCAUAAUAUUAGAUGUAUAAUAUUUGAUAUUCGAUUGGAUUUAAUAGGAUGUCAACGAUACAGUUUCCUUGUGUGAGCGGUUCAAUGUUUUUACUUUGUUCUGGCGUUUAACAUUUUCGUUAAGGACUUACUAGACAGACGAUUUACCUAAAAUUGUUUAGUAUCUAGAGAAAAUUAUUUGUCGGUAGCAAAAUUUUCUAAAUGUCAGUGUUAAGAUUGUAAUAGGACAUUGAAAAUGGCCAGUCGGUUUUAGUGUAAUCUUAUGUUCCAUUUCACAAGAAAGCCUAAGGAAGAUUGGUUAAUUGAUUUCUCAAUUCUAAUAAUAAAUACCUAGUUUCAUUUUUGUACAUAUUCUUUUCUUUAUUACAACAUACAUAGUCAUUAUCCAAAACGUCAAAGUAACCUUUAUUGAUUUAAAAGUAUAAACUAGAAUUAAUAAUCGGGAAUUGGAAUAUGGGGUAAUAUUAAUUGUUAGUUUUUUAUUUCAUAAAAUUUAUCGUACUUCGUUUCGUGUUACAGAAAGUAUGAAAUUAGAUUUAAUCGCUUUUUAAAAGUUACGCGUUAUCUAAAGAAAUAUUGGGUAUGCUUUUAAAUUUUUGCUUCGUACUUAGAGAUGAGGAACGUAACUAAUCAUUCGAUACGCGUAGUCUGUUGCCGUACAAUGUAACAUAUUAGACCGAAUUCCAUUUUGUCAUAUAUUGUUGUUACCAAAUUCUAUGUGUACUAUUCACUUCUGAUAUUCACCUCUUGUAAAUAAAAGAGAAUAGAAAAAAAAUACUUUUGUACCUGUUUGUGCGGUUUAGCGUGUAACUAACUAAUUGUGAGGAGUUUAUCGUGUCAGUACUCGUGGAAAUACAUAUGACGUCAUCACAAUCCUUAUUUUUAUAUCGUUUGUUAGUUUUAGUUGCCGCUUUGCGUUCUGUUGUAAUUCGCGAUGAUAGUGAUUACUUAUUUAUGUAUUAUUCAAAUACGGUCUCAAAAGGAAAGACCAAUU